UGAGAGGCAACCUUCUGUGGCUGUGAUGCGACUGGCAAAGGGAGCGAAGGACUCUCCUGGAUUCAUACCGAGGAGAAAAGGCAUACAAAGAAGUGGAUUGGGUCGCAGCAAUCACACCUUACUACGGCAAUAAAAUUAUUUUUGUGGCUUUCUUUUCUUGAUGACAAGCGAAAAGUAAAAGAGGAAAGUUGACCUGCCUACCUUUGGCUAUUUCAGUGUACAUUGUACACUUGAAAUAAAUAAAACUUGAUAACAUCUUGGCGUUAUGUUAAUGGAAAGAAGAUACAGUGAGGAUCAAUUACUAAAUUGUCCAAGAAUAGAAAACAAUGAUGAGAAGUGCUUCACCGGAGCAUGGCUUUGGACAGGGCAGUCUAUUGCGAACAGUUACUAAUGCAGACCUUUCUAUUUAAAAGCUAUCUAAUGUAACCGACAAGUGGUAUGUAUUUCUCACUUACCUCCCGACGUCCGCCGCUCUACUCUGGUCCUCCAGAUAGGCUAACCAUCCUCGUUUUAAUAUGUUGAAGGCAAACCAUAACAAAUGGCGUUUUGCUUGGCAUUUUUUAUUCAACAGGGACACUGAGAAUUAUUUUUGGAAACAUUUACAACCAAACAAAUGAAUGGUUUUGCUUGAUGUGACUGUCUGAUAACGCAGGUAUACAUGCAGCUUCAUAGCUUUAAGAAAAUGUUGCACGCUAUUUAUUAUGAGAUACAACACGCAUAACUGAAAUUUUGUCUUUGAUAAAUUUUCUAUUUUCCCCCAUUAACUCCUCGCAUCACCAAUUUGAGUACAAUAUGUCGUUAGUUUGACGUGUGUAUAUUUCACCAUAAUGCCUUUUACGUUAUCACGUCGUUCCGAACUGAGAAAACUAUUGAUAUAAUUUAUAUUGUCGCUAGUAAUGAUUAAAUGGAAGUAUUAACCGAAAGCGACACGUUUAAAUUGAGUCUUAGGUAUUCCCCUGCUUAAUUGUAGCUGUUUUUUUAUUCUUGUCUUAUGGCCUGAAUUAAUUUGACUGGAGUCCGAAUACAUAAAUCGCGCAAAGUUUUACGUAGCGAUUGUAACUGGGAUUACGUUCACUUGCUGUCAUGAUAAACCACUAAAAGAGCAGUCGAAACGUGUGUUCAAGUCAGAAGGCAGGAGGAAGCAGGAAGAUACGGAAAAGAAACUUGCUUUUGUCAAAUUAUUCGAGGACAAAUUAACGCGCACUUGUCACCGAGAUCACUGGCAAUAUCACUAAAAUGCCAAUUUUGAAAUCCGACAUUUUAUAAAUCUGCAGAAUUUGACAGCUACAGGAAAAAUACAAAGUAUACAAUCAAGCGCAGCGUGAACUUACACGAUCUGUCAGAGAGACACUGUCCAUGUGUGUGCAAACCGAUACACCGCAGGCAACUUCACUGUGAUCAUACGGAUAUUUCAAUGCGGCUUUUUUACCGAGACAACUGGAAGAUCUUAUGGCAUAUAUGCUUAUUUAAUGCGAUGGGCUGUGUUCAGAGUAUCAGAUGCAAGCCAAAGGGUUUCCGUGAAAGUAUCAAAGUCUUCGAAGUCACCUCUUCCAUCGACUCGAAACCCACCAGCAUCGAUGAGUCCUCUAGCGUGGUUCUGCGGUACCGAACCCCCCACUUCCGAGCCUCGGCUCGCGUACUGGUGCCUCCAUUCGCCUGCAAGGAGACGUGGAUAGUGGGAUGGAUUCAAGCGUGCAAUCACAUGGAGUUCCACAACAAGUAUGGGAAGAAGGGGAUGUCAAGCUGGGAGCUUCCAGACCUAAGGGAUGAUAAGAUCCAAGCAAUAAGUGAUUCAGACGGUGUGAACUACCCCUGGUACGGCAACACCACAGAGACAUGCACAAUUGUGGGUCCCACAAAGAAGGAAAGUAGGUUCACCGUGAGCAUGAAUGACAAUUUCUACCCCAGCGUGACGUGGGGAGUGCCAGUGAGCAACAGCAACCUGCCUCAGCUCACGAGCAUACGCCGUGAUCAGAGCUUCACCACCUGGUUAGUGGCCAUAAACCAGGGGACAGGAGAAACACUGGUACUGCAGACCAUCCGGUGGAGGAUGCGACUGCAUAUCGAGAUCAACCCGGACAAUCCGCUGGGCCAGCGGGCCAAGCUGACGGAGCCGGCGUCCCAGGAUCAGCCACAGAUACUGGCUAAGAACGAGCCUAUUCCGCCUCAAGCCAUGGUCAAACCCAACGCCAACGAUGCCCAGGUCCUAAUGUGGCGGCCAGCGACUGGAGAUCCCAUUGUAGUAAUUCCGCCCAAAUACUGAAUGCCUCAUCCAGCUGGUUUAAAGAAAAACAACAGACAUCAUGGGUUUUUACAAAAUGGACGUGUUUCGUUGACCUGAGACACAAACAAUAACUACUACUGUAAACCAUUCUACCUUUCAAAUGGAUUGAGCAUCAUCUUUACAAAAUGAAGAGCGGAUUUAUACACAUUUAACACAAAGUAGGAUUAUUUAUUGAGAGGCAUUGUUUAUUUGUGCAUAAGGAAUUUUGGUGUUGUGUUAUUUUGGUCAAAGGUAUGUUCAAUUAAAAGAAAGAGUAAAAAUAUGUCAGACGAAGGAAUAUGCAAUACUCAACCGAGAGAUCACAUGCAAGGCAUCUGUCCAUGCGGCCUUACACUUAAUAUAUUGCUUUUCAUUGACAUGUUUGCCUUAAACUCAGUAUGAUGCAGUAUUCAUGUCCUGUGCUCUUUGCAAGGCUUACUGAAAGAGGAAAGAAGAAAGCUGAUGGGAACAACAUAAAGGCGGAGCAAGGAGCACGUGGGGAAGUGAUACCAGCUGACACUAUGAGACACAUUGUUGUGCAUGAAAAAAGAGCGGACUGAACGGAAGUCAAAUCACUGAUGAGAGUAAUACUGACCACUGGUGUAUAAGCCAUGUCACGCAGAGCUAUAUUAGUCCUGCAUGUUGAAUAGAGGGCCGAGGAUCAUUGUGUUGCAACAAAGCAGCAUCCUCAAAACGCUCUGGGGCUCUCCAGUGACAUUGACGGGGUGCAGCAGGUUUCUUUGUUGGGUACUGCAGCUGAAAUUAUGGUCCCAGUCUGCACUGCGCUGUCUAAUUACUCAGGCCGCGUGACAUCAGCUACUUUCUAGUUCCAUGGGAGCACCAGCAUGUGAUCAAUAAGAUUAUUGAUAUGCAAUCGUAGAGGUUGGCAGGCUGCCAAGUCAGUGGUACUAUGAAUAACUCUGACUGUAGAAAAAUGUUUUUCCAUGGAGAGUUUGCAUUGUGGAUAAUAUUCCCGCCAUGGAAGGCUGGGUAUUGUGUUAAAUUCUGCAUCAGUGUGCCAUCCAGGUGCUCUCCUUUGCUCAUGGGAGUUAUACUUACAAAGAAAUGUUUAGAAGUCUUGGUCCUGCCUCUAGCUGCUUGGACCCACCUCCUCUAUAAUCUUAUUGGUUAGCUCUCUGAACUAAUCAUUUUUCCUUCUGCCCUCAAAACAUUUUUGUGUAAGUAAAACUCCCAUGAGUCUCUGUUUCCCGUAAGCUAAAGAGACAGGUGAAAUCAAGGCCACAGGCUUCUGUAUUGUGGCCUCAACCUGUAUAUAACAGUGGGCCUGACUGAAAGUACCAUUCACUGGGACCCAGGGCAGCUUCCUGGGGUAGGUUCUAAGCAAGGGGUGGGGAACCUGUUCCAUGGAGGGCCGGUGUGGGAGCAGGUUUUUGGGAUGGCCUCUCAAUCAGCCAAUAAUAGUGGGUCCCCAGGACUGGAGUUGAGAACCACUGUCUUGUUAUUCACGUAUUGAGAGGUCAUCACAAAAACCUGCACCCACAGUGUCUCUCCACAGUGUCUCUCCAUGGAUCAGGUUCCCCACCCCAGCUCUAGGUUCACCACGACCCUGUACUUCAUGUGUGGUUUACAAGACAGAUGGAUGGAUCAAAGCACUGCUUGAGCAAGAAUAUCUUUUCCAUCUCAGACCUGCUGAAGUCUUGAAAUAUAAUUACUAUUUAUUGGAUAACUUAUUCAUGUAUUCUCUCCAUUUUUUUAUGAAGUCUGAUUGGAGGGGAUUACCAUAUGUAAAUAUAUUUUGCAAUUAUUUGUAUUCUGAUGUAGAACUGGGCUCUGCUGGGUCAGAGAGUUAAACAAACAUCUGAUCUAAUUUUUACAAGAAAUAAUGAUUAUAGAUGUGUUUUAAGAUCUUUGGGUUGAUUCAUGCAUUUGUUUAAAGAAAUACUGGAGUGGACUGCAGCAAUUGAGUGUAAAUGAUUUUGAGAUGUAGAAAUGAAUUGAAUUUCUACUUCAGAGUUCUACCAUCAGAGUAUUAAUUUUCUCCCUAGGAUUUCUCUAGAGGAUUUGCUUUUGGAUGUUGCAUUAAUGUUUACUGCUGUGAAAACUCAGAGUGAAAGUGGGCUAAGUAGUUGUGAAGAAUGUGCAUUGCAUCUGGAAUAUGAGAUGGACAAGCACAGGAGAUCUUACUGUCAUAUGUACUACCUGUCAUGGUCAGAGGACAUGGAAUGAGGUCACUGUCUACUGAGUAGUGUUGACUGGUCAACAUUACUGGGCGUCAGUAUUGGAAGAAGACUGUAAACCUUUGAAAUACCUGGAACUGAAUGUUUUGUAAAGUUUACUGUAGAUCGCAUAUUGUGAAAUGCUGAUUAUUUUGAUUCAGACGACACGCUAAGACCUCGCAAGUGUUUCCAACUGUGCUCCCUCCAUUUUUCCGUCAACGUAAUUUGCAUUAGGGAACCAGUUCUCACAGGUCACAGGUUGCAAAUCCCUGCCGCUGGCAUUGAAAUUCCUGUAGUCCUGUAGGCCGCUGUGGGUGGAGAUCAUCCUUAGACCAUGGGAGGCCUGUAAUUAGCGCCGUAGAUACUGCCCAGUAUGGAGUGGCCAGGAGCAGCCGCUCGCUUAUCGAGAAUCGGUGGAAGACAUGAGAAUUGGUGGAAGACAUGAGAAUUGGUGGAAGACAUGCUCCCGUCAUUCACAUUUACCUCUUCAUUGAGCGGGGGCAGCAGGUCCUCGGAUGCUGCCCUCUGUCAUGUUUCAGCUUUCAGACGUGUUAAAAAAGCUUUACCGGCUCUUGUUUAAUUGAAACGUUUCACAUUGCUGGUUUCUGUGCAUUUCCUUGUAACACAAAGACUGCACCCUUUGCACACAGACACAUUUUCUCAUGCAGAAACUGCGACUUUGUACCUGUGUCUGCUUUAGCACCACUGCAGUCUGUUGAAGUCCUGGCUGUGUUUUGCUAUGUGGGCCAGCCCCCGACAUGCAAGGGGACGCCCACUUUUUCGCCGCCAAACUCACGCUCAAACUACCGGGGAGGUGCCCUUUGAGCAUUGGUGGUGACAUUUACGCCAAGUGUUAGUUCAACUCAGAUGGGAUUUUAGUGUCAAGCAUCUCAAACUCAGGGCUGCGUGAUUUCCAGGCUGUGAGAAACCAAACCAGCUCAGAGAGGGAUGCUCUUGUGCUCUGAUAAAGACUAACUCUUUGCUAUUGUGACUGUGCUGUUUCAACAGAGGACGUGGAAGCCAUGUUUUGUGUGAAUACACUGAGUAGGACAUACUGUCUGUUCCAAAACACUUUACUUGGCAGCUGCCUGUGGUUGAAUGGAUUAAUGCUGCUGUGUUUUGCCAAUACGUGUCGUGAGGUAUUCCUGUGACGUUAUCUUUGCUUAGCCUGGAGAUAUCCCAGUGAUAACACUGAGUAUUCAUUUGCAAAAGGUACUGUAUGAAAAAGCCACUGGAAUCAGCACAGACAUCAGCCAUAAGGUUAGAGAACUUCUCUUAGUGCAAGGCAAAAGCGUGAUGAAUAUUUAUUGAGUCCCAAACCAUGUUCUUUUCUUGAGGGAGAUCCUAAUAAAAUGUAUUGCAAUGCUGCAGAUGACAGCAGGAUUUUUUAAAAUAUAUAAAUCCUAUAUUUAACAUUAAUACUUGAAAUGGAGUAUUAUUGAAAAACUGUGAAAAUGCACAAUAUUCAAAUAAAAAUGUUUUAUAAAAACUAAA
This is a messenger RNA of Paramormyrops kingsleyae, 5934 nucleotides long. Its product is annotated as protein FAM78A-like. Lineage: Eukaryota; Metazoa; Chordata; Actinopteri; Osteoglossiformes; Mormyridae. The record is from RefSeq and is a predicted model, not a curated record.